AUGAGCUCCUCCAAGUCAUCGGCUGCUGGUGGAGUUUCGCUCAACUCACCAAAGGAGUCGACGGUCAUGUCAAUGGAUUCAGCUGACCCACGGGGACAGACUCCCUCCACCGACAACUCGUACCGUUCAGCUCCAAUCAGGGGACCUGCAAACACUGUCGGUCGAGAGGAGCCAGGCGAUGAGCCAAGCACCGUGGACCUUGUCAAUGAGGUGCGCGGCGUGUGCACGAAUGCGCAGGAGAACUUGCGCAUGCUGAACCAGGCCGUUCACUGCCAGCCUGGAAUACCUGGGAGAACCGCCGAUAUGAUUGGCAAUGACCUCUUGGCCGUGGGACACCAGUUCAUUACAAUCGGUUCCGUUUGUAAUGCGUUGGAGAAGAGGCUCGACGAAGACAAGCGGGACCAUCACCGAACAGUGAUGGCUGAGAAAGCCGCACAUGAGGCUUACCAUACAGGCCUUCAUGGACAGCUCACAAAGGCCAACAUCACGAUCGACGAGCACAAGGAUCGAGUGCGGCAUUUGGAGCAGCAGGUCGCCAAGCUCGAGAAGAACCCAAAGGCCGACGUAGAGGCCAAGGUGCAAAAGCUCAACGAGAAGGUGGUCAAUCAGAAGCGCCGAAUCAACGAGCAGCAGGCGCAGAUCGAGAGCCUGAAGCGGAAGCUGAGAGGCGAAAGCAAGUCCGACAAGUUCGCCAUGAUCGACAGGAAUGACACCGACAGCCCUUCUUCGCUGGGAUUACCUCACUCGGUCACUUCUGAACUUCCGCCGAGGAAGCACAGGAGUCCCCCCGUCCCCCAGCCGAAGAUGAGGUCGGCCAUCAAUGAGAACGACGAGAUCCUUCUCAACAAGCUGAGAAGCAGCGUUGACGGCAGCCACGGUUUCCCUCCACCUAAUGGACUCGCCCGAAUGGACAGGGACAGUUACUUCCAUGGCGGACAUGCUCUGGGGGGCCCCUCGCUCGGUGACUUUGGCAAGCACCAUUCGAGUGCGGUUGGUCCCAAGAACCCCCUUGGUGGCCCUCCAGGCUACUACGGUCCCUUCCCUCCUGCGCCUUCGUACCCUGCUCCGUCCUAUGGUCAUCACACUGGUGGCUCUACCCACGGCCCACCCGUGUCACACCACACAUAUGGCAUGUCGAGCAUGCAGCCUCCUGCUGUUUCUCUGUCCAACCCCCGAGCCGGCUUCUCAGGCUACGUCCCUCACACACGUCCUAGCCACGCCUUGGUCGUUCGAAAAGACGACGAUCCUACCGACGCCACCUGGAGAGGCUUGUUCCAGAAAUUGUUCGACGCUGUCAAGGGCUGGACAGACGAGGCGGACGAGAACAUCGACCCUGCUAUUGUUGACCGCGUCACCAAGGUCAACGACAGGCUUUGGCAAUACAUUCGGAGUCUUGCCUCGUGCUACAAGGACCCUCAGAGCACGUCUGAUCAUGCUCUCUUCCUGCUGAAGUCCAAGGAUCACCGGGCGAAGUUCAUCACUCGCUUGAUCCUCCAGUACAUUGAGCAGGAGAUACUUCGUCCCAAGUUUUGGAUGGGUUGGGACCGCGAACAGGACGAGAUCCUGAAGUCAUCCGUCCUCCCCGUGCUGGACAGUGCAGCCUCCCUCGGCAGGCGCCGCACCGCACGUGAGCAACUGAAGAGUGUGGUUGACUCGAUUGUCAAGGACCCGCAGUACAAGACGAAGAAGCAUGCUGCCAGGAUGUUCCACGCCGAAGCCCUCAGGGAGAUCGCAGGAUCUUUCUACCCGAGCAAGACCCAGAAGGAGGAUACCAUCGUCGGCCUGUACAGCAUCGUCAACAUCGCGGUAGAGGCGAGCGCCCAGAUGAUGCAGAGCCGUCUGUCCUUCUCAUUCAUCUGGAAUGAGUGCGGUGUCAAGUUCAGCCACGAAUCGCACGUGGCCAUCAACGAUCACCUCAAUGGCUACGCGGUGCAGUAUAACAAGCACAUGCGUGUCGCCAUCGUCGUCACUCCCGGUGUCAGCUAUCUCGACGACACUGGGCCCAGCAUCGUGCCCCACAGCCUCUUCAAGGCGAACGUCAUGGUCAUGCAGUAAACGAAACCAUCUGCCUGGCAGUAAUGCAUGACGAAUUCGACGCAUGUGUCCUCGGGAGAAUCUGACAAUGACUUGUGGUCUCUUUACGGCCUCGAGACGGUUCUU
Molecule: messenger RNA, 2160 nt
Organism: Diaporthe batatas
Lineage: Eukaryota; Fungi; Ascomycota; Sordariomycetes; Diaporthales; Diaporthaceae
Exons: 3
Coding region: 1-2055 (684 amino acids)
Source: RefSeq, a predicted model, not a curated record